Messenger RNA from Zychaea mexicana, 1418 nucleotides. Its product is annotated as autophagy-related protein 17. Gene Ontology annotation, biological process: autophagy of mitochondrion; autophagy of peroxisome; activation of protein kinase activity. Lineage: Eukaryota; Fungi; Mucoromycota; Mucoromycetes; Mucorales; Lichtheimiaceae. Gene Ontology annotation, cellular component: phagophore assembly site; Atg1/ULK1 kinase complex. Gene Ontology annotation, molecular function: protein kinase activator activity; molecular adaptor activity. The transcript is spliced from 10 exons. The record is from RefSeq and is a predicted model, not a curated record. Bases 60 to 1394 code for a protein of 444 amino acids.
CUUUCGCUUACACACGUAUACAAUAGUUUUCUGAAGGCUGUAAUAUCAAAUCACGGGAAAUGGAGCAAGAGCUCAUUGAAUUGCUGCUUUUUGCUAAAAAGGCGCUUUCGCGGGGUCAAGCCAUUUGUGCACAAGCAAACGAACUAUCGAACGAAUCGGAUCAACAUGCAGAAAUCAUUGAGCGAACGUGGCCCAAAAUCUUGUUUGUACGAAACCACAUUUUGAUACAACUGAGCACCCUCGAGCGAAUACGUGAGUUUCUCUCUGUCAAGAUUGAAGAAGUGCGAAGCUGCAUCAAAGAUCGGGAAGAAACGUUCGCCAAAGUAUCGCUGGAUUUACAAAACACAUUUCAAGUACUGGAGAAAUGUCAUAUUGACGAAAGCAUCUUAAGAUAUAACAACGAACAAGGCAAGCAGACGACUCUUUUCGACUACAUUGAUCAUCAGUCUGUGCUGGAGCUACAAAAAUUGGCAGAUGAUGAAAUUGGAGAAAUAGAGAACUUAUGCUCAUCGCUAAUGUCAACUGCGAAAACAUUAUCCAAUACCAUAUCCGAACUGGCAUCAUUGCAAGAAGCUGCAUUGUCGAUCUCAUUGGACGAAUCAGCUUCCGCCUUUUCGGACGAGAAGGCACAAAUCCGAGAAAAUAUCAUUUCGAAAAUGGCAGAAAUUCUGACAAGUUUAAUGUACCAUUAUGACCAACUGGGUGACGCUACUCGGUUAUGUCAAUCGGAUCCAGAUGCUCAGUUGGAUAUUUCCGUAUUACAAAGAGAUCAUGAUCAAGUACCGGUGAUAUUGGAAGAACUGGAUGAGUCUUUGGAUAUAGUGGAAUCGAUCAGUGAGGAGAUGCGAGUACGAAUGCAAGUAUACUCGUCUGUCCAGGAAGAACUCCUGAAAGUGCUACUACAGCUAGAAAAAUUUAGUACACCUGGUGGACAGGCAGAUACUAUAAGUGAAAAAAUGAUAAACGCGGAGGGGGAAAUGAAAUCUCAUGAGCAGAAAUUGGCGGCUUUUUUCAAGGAACUGAUGUCUCUUGCUGACUGGUAUCAAGUAUAUGCUGCUUCGUAUAGUCACCUUGUCCUCGAAAUCGAAAGACGAAGAAAGGCAAUGGAAAAGCAGGAUGAGCUCUAUCGAGAACUGAUCAAGUCUUUCGAAGACUCUUAUGAUGAUGAAUUACAAGAACGUAAUCGAUGGUUUGCACAGCAUGGAGAAUAUUUACCUGCCGAUUUAUGUCAAUUUAUGAUGGACCCACCGUCGCGACUAUCUGUACAAAUAGAUGAACAGCCAAGGAAGCUUCCCGAGCUAUCCAAAGCAACCAUAAGAAAGGUAAAUUUAUGUUCAAGUGCUGGGGGAAUGAAUUUGACAUCAAACUCAACGCGAGCAAUUUUAUGCGCAUAACAGGCACUGGCAGAUAUACACGAA